AUGACCAACUACAAUUCAAUGGAUGUGGAUGAGUCCACUGUGUCCUGGGCAUCACUAGAUGAUCUAUACCUAGGGCCGGAUGAUGACAUAGAAUAUGAUUCUCCAUCAUCCAGAUCACCAGAUGUCUUGGCUGCAAUACCCAGUUUUCUCAUCAAUCCAGACUUGUACCUUGGGCCUGAGGAUGAUAUCAUCAAUGUGGAUGAGUUGCCGGAUUCUGCCGAUCCUAAGAUUGAUGUUCCAGCUGCAUCAGAAGCAUCUAUGUCAUUGGAUGACACCUGUAAUGAACUUCAGUCAGAGCAGCUGGAGCUCACUAACGAAGAUUUACGUUCGAUGGCCUGGGAGUUCCGACCAUUUGGGUCAUAUGAACACACUGGGUAUCAACUUGGUGAUUACAAACACUGUACCAGGGAUCUUCCUGAUCCUUCCAUUCCACUGCUACUCGAGGCCGAGUGA
Messenger RNA from Suillus subaureus, 453 nucleotides. RefSeq lists its product as uncharacterized. The transcript has 5 exons. NCBI's taxonomy places the organism in Eukaryota, Fungi, Basidiomycota, Agaricomycetes, Boletales, Suillaceae. The record is from RefSeq and is a predicted model, not a curated record. Bases 1 to 453 code for a protein of 150 amino acids.